Messenger RNA from Aspergillus candidus, 2370 nucleotides. It is a transcript of the gene sip5, whose product is annotated as Sip5p. Gene Ontology annotation, cellular component: cytoplasm. The record is from RefSeq and is a predicted model, not a curated record. The coding region runs from base 1 to 2370 and encodes 789 amino acids. NCBI's taxonomy places the organism in Eukaryota, Fungi, Ascomycota, Eurotiomycetes, Eurotiales, Aspergillaceae. The transcript has 2 exons.
AUGGGGAAUUCGCAGACCAAAGAAUCCAGAUCGUCUCUUCCUCACUCGAAUCGCCGAAGCUACGGAGGCCACGGAAGGUCGCCCUACGAUGACCGGCAUCAUGCGGAAGCGUCCCGAUUGACGCGUGGCAGUCGCCCCGAUCUCUCCAUUCUGGGAAUAACUGGGAGCCACGAAAGGGAUGUGGCCUCCCUCGAGCAUCGUCGCGAGACGAAACAACAGCGCGAAGCCCGACGCCUGGAGAAAGAACGGGUCGCCCGGCUCAAGGAACGGGCGCGUAGCAUGCGAGAUGAACAUGUCGAUGGGGGCUAUCUCGUUACGCAGGGCGUUUACACGGGGGCCGAGGACUUUAGUAAAGCGGUCGUCCGACAGUUGAUGAUUGAACGACGCCUUGCCCCGUUUUGGCGGGGUCUGAACGACUUCUCCGAUUCAUGGACCGAGCAUCAGCUGAUGGCCGCCGCGCGGGGCCUUCCCAUCCCUGCCCCUGACGAGAUCCCCCCGGAGCUGGAGUAUCGGAAUCCACCAAGGGUCACAGAGGAUACCAAGGAGUCGUCCGAUCCAAGGUCCAUUCAACAUCUGACGGUCCCGAUCACGUCGAGGUCGCAAUCCGAUGGCUCGGAUGUGUCCCAGUCCUCCACGCCGGCGCAGUCGCUGCCGUCCACCUCCCCGAUCUCCCAGGGCACGUCCAGUUCGCCUCUCUUCCGGACGCGGGCAAAAACCCUCGCCUCCCUGACGACAUCGAGAAACGCCAACGUGGCCGACCCCGGCCCGCGAGAGAUGCAGCUCCCGCACGACCCCUUCGUCAAUGGCCAGCCCAUGGAGGCCUACCUUUACAAAGCGGCGUCCGAGUGCCCGAUCUGUUUCCUAUACUACCCCCCUUACUUGAACCGCACGCGGUGCUGCGACCAGCCCAUCUGCUCCGAGUGUUUCGUGCAGAUCAAACGACCCGAGCCCCACCCCCCAGAGCAUGGUGAUGCAGAUCCGAAUGCCCCAGCCCCAGCUACAACGUCCGAGGCGGCGCCUCCCGACAACCAGGACGGUCAGCUCGUAUCAGAGCCUGCCGCCUGCCCGUUUUGCGUCCAGCCGGAAUUCGGGGUGACGUACAUGACGCCGCCGUUCCGCCGGGGAUUGACCUACCCCGCCGACCCGGGGUCUCGCCUCAACCUCGCCUCGCCCGUCUCGUCCACAUCCUCCCUGUCCUCGGGAAAUGUCGCCAGCUUCACGGGUCGCCGGCGCGCAACGUCGUUGUCGGCCGCGGACCCGGCGGUGAUCACAACCGACCGGAUCCGACCGGACUGGGCCCAGAAGUUGGCCAACGCUCGCGCGCACGCGGCGCGACGGUCCGCCGCGGCCACUGCUCUGCACACGGCGGCCUACAUGAUGAACAGCAACCCCUCCGCAAGCGAAUCGCGCAAUUUCGGCAUCGGCAGAAGGGGCGUCAUGCGACGGUCCGGGGCGCCGGAAGGCCAAGGCAGCCCCGGUCGGGGCUCGCCGGCCUUGCAAGCGCUGGCCUUCUUGACGGAUCGCCGCGGGGCCGGCAACGAGACCGAUUCGGCCGAGGAAGGUGGCGGCACGCCCGCGCGCAGUGGCUCGCGACGGACGCGGGUGGAUGAUCUGGAGGACAUGAUGAUGAUGGAGGCGAUUCGGUUGAGUCUGGCCAGCGAAGAGGAGCGGCGCAAACGCGAGGACAAGGAAGCCAAGAAAGAGGCCAAGAAGCGGGAGAAGGAGGCCAAGAAGGCGGAGAAGAUGGCCCGGAAGUCGGGACUCUACAGCAGCAACGCUAGCCGCUCCACCCUGGAUGUCCCGACGGGACUGGGGCGGGUAGUCAGCAGCUCGUCCUCUGUAACGGGGGAGGAUACCACCGCCGGGAGCAAGGGUAAAGAGGUUGAUCGCGCGAGCCCUUCCGCCCCCGGCGCGGCGGGCCCCGCAGACACCUCUCCGCCACCUGGCCGCGAAUCGGCCCGACCGUCGCACCUGCGACAUGUCUCGAGCGCGUCGUCGUCCUUCUCCUCGGUGGUGGACUCCAUGGCGGAGGACCACCCGGGACCGUUCCCGCCGGUCGAGGGGACCAGUUCGUCGAACGAGCCCAUGUUCAACUUUCGCAGUCUGGCUGAGGUUAUUGGCGAUGAUGACGACAAGCCCGAGUCGACCGAACACGUCGAAGAUACGUCGUCGCAAGCACACCUCUUGGGCUCCCCCCCGGGCCCCACGUCCGCCGACCACCCCGCAUCCCACGGCCCGGUGGUCCCAGGGUCUACCAGUUUGGGAGAAGACGAUGUGAGCCUGCCCGAGCAUCGGGACUGCCUGAAACCGCAGGAACUGGAGACGCGAUCGGUGGAGAUUCAUAAUCCGCCCGGGAAUGCACAGACUUGA